CCAUCCUGUCUUCUUCAUCCACCGCCAACCGCCAACAACAUGCGCCCAUCAUCUGCGCUCGUUCUCGCCUUCGCGGCCUCAACUGUGGCCCAGGAUCAGGUUCUGCUUGUUGACAAGCUCAAGGGCUGGUUCGCACAGGCUACCGCUGCCGUCUCGUCGGCUGUUCCUGCCGCUGCCUCGUCGCCCGUUGCCUCUGGUCGCGCCAAAGCUGCCGAAUCCAUCCAGCACGAACUCACUCUCGAGAACUGGAAAGAGACACUCACCGUCGACCCCUCCGUGAGCACCCCAACCACGCAAGAAUGGCUCGUGUACAUCACGGGCGGCAACGCGACCUGCUUCGGAUUCUGUGGAAACACCACCAAGGCUUGGAAUACAUCGCUCCCGCUUCUGGCAGCGAAGCCCAACCCGCCCAAGUUCGCCGUCAUUGACUGCGAUGCCCAACCUGUGCUCUGCAACUCGUGGUCUGUCGGUCCUCCAUCGCUGUACUACUUCCAGAUCCCCAAGCCCCUGGCCGACCAGUCAGCCCCCGCUGCUACUGUUCGCUACCAGCCUUUGAACCGUACAUCUACUACUACGGACACGUUGAAGAAGCUGGUGCUGGACAAUGAGCUCGAGAAUGUGGUGCCUUACGAGGGCUACUUCCACCCCUUCAACGGACCUCUCCAGCAAUACGGUUUGGCGGUUCCGCUCGCUUAUGUUAUUUGGGGAUUCUCCAAGAUGCCCUCGUGGUUGCCCAUGAUCUUGAUCUCCUUCAUGAGCCGGACUAUAAUGGGUCGCCGCGGUCAGGGUCCUGCUCCACGAGCUGCUGCCCAGCCAGCACAGUAAUUGCCGUUCUAGCUU
Molecule: messenger RNA, 840 nt
Organism: Periconia digitata
Lineage: Eukaryota; Fungi; Ascomycota; Dothideomycetes; Pleosporales; Periconiaceae
Source: the annotation of a GenBank genome assembly